CGGAUGAAGAACCUUUUGAAAGAUAGGAAAUGGAAUCAAUCUUGUUUUAUUUGGUUGAAAAUCAGGUAAUCCAGAAGCUUAAUUGAAUAGAUGCUUUUGAGGAACCUUUUCAGAUUAAACUGGGCUAAUAGACAGGGACCUGCAUAUCAAUGGCCUUACUUGCAAUUGUCAAGAUUGGAAGGCCUGGAUACAGGGUGACAAAGCAAUUUGAUCCAGACACAAAACAGAGAUCUCUUCUUUUCCAGAUUGAAUACCCUGAAAUUGAAGACAAUUCGAAGCCACGGCACCGUUUUAUGUCAUCCUUUGAACAGAGGGUGCAAUCCUGUGAUAAAAGGUACCAGUAUCUUUUGUUUGCAGCUGAGCCAUAUGAAAUCAUUGCGUUCAAGGUUCCUAGCACAGAGAUUGACAAAUCUACGCCCAAGUUCUUCUCGCAUUGGGAUCCUGACUCAAAAAUGUUCACGUUGCAACUGUAUUUCAAGGUGAAGCCACCAGAAACAAAUAAGCCUCCACCUCCACCUGUUCCUGGUUCUAUUGCCAAUGGCACUGCCGCUCCAGGUGUUCCUCCGAGGCCCUUGCCUCCCCCACCUCAAGCUCCGCCUCCACCACCACCACCACAGGGGCUCCCUUCUGGUGCACCUAUUGGAAAUCCUCCAAGAGGUCCACCACCUGCUCCAGGAUCUGCACCACCACCACCUCCAUCGACGGCAAAUGGUCCUCGGCCCAUGCCUCCUGGUGGUACUCCUCCAGUCCCACCACCACCUCCAGUUGGUAGCGGUACGAUGGCAAAUUUCACUCCAGGCACUAGGCCCGCCUCGAUGAUGCCCCCACAAGGUUUUCAGGGCCAGCAGAUUCAAGGCCAGGGGGUUCAUCCUCCACCACCUCCACCCCAUAUGGGACAACAGCUACCUAGGCCACCAAUGUCUUAGCAUCUCACAAAUCUUCUGUGGAGUUUUGUUGCUUGCUUAUGUUGAUCUCAGAGAUGAAUUAGCUACAGAAUAUUAGUAGUUUCAGAAUUAAAGCGGCUGAACAGUGGAAAAUAUUAAUAUUUUACCAAUGAAUAUGGGAUCUAAUUUAUUAAUGAGCUUUAAUGUCUUGGAACA
Macadamia integrifolia is the source of this 1100-nucleotide messenger RNA. Its product is annotated as splicing factor 3A subunit 2-like. Gene Ontology annotation, biological process: spliceosomal complex assembly. Lineage: Eukaryota; Viridiplantae; Streptophyta; Magnoliopsida; Proteales; Proteaceae. The transcript is spliced from 6 exons. The coding region runs from base 150 to 926 and encodes 258 amino acids. The record is from RefSeq and is a predicted model, not a curated record. Gene Ontology annotation, cellular component: U2-type prespliceosome; U2 snRNP; catalytic step 2 spliceosome.